Gossypium raimondii (Peruvian cotton) is the source of this 649-nucleotide messenger RNA. RefSeq names its product protein SMALL AUXIN UP-REGULATED RNA 51. NCBI's taxonomy places the organism in Eukaryota, Viridiplantae, Streptophyta, Magnoliopsida, Malvales, Malvaceae. Gene Ontology annotation, biological process: response to auxin. The record is from RefSeq and is a predicted model, not a curated record. Bases 94 to 516 code for a protein of 140 amino acids. The transcript has a single exon.
UACGCCAUCGUGUCUAAACUUGUAUAAAUAGAUACUGUCUCUACUACGAAACCGUAUCAUCAACACUUGAGUAAAGCAAUAACACUAGCAGGAAUGGCUAAGCUCAACUACAAGAAGAAUGGGAUCGUGAAGCUGAAGGUAGUUGCAGAGAUGUUUCACAAGAGUCUUCCUUUAAAGAAGAAAUGGAAACACAACGAAGCUCGCCGUGGUUCAAACAACGUGCCUGAUGAUGUGAAAGAAGGUCACUUCGCUGUGGUUGCCGAGCACGGUGAAGAACCGAGGAGAUUUGUGGUUCCGUUGAGUUACUUGACGCACCCGAGGUUCUUAAUGUUGUUGGAACAAGCGGCCGAAGAGUAUGGCUUCGACCACAAGGGAGCGCUUACGAUUCCUUGCUGCCCAAGCGAACUCGAGAGGAUAUUAGCUGAUGAACAGCAGCAGCAAGGGCAAGAAAGGGAGGAUCCUAAUGCUAAUGUCACUUGGGCUACUUCUUAUGAAGCUAUGAUCCAAAGCUAUUGAAACACUUAAAACUGUUAUAUAUAUAUAUAUAUCUUAUGUUUAGGAAUUUAAAGGCGGAUGUAGUUUUUUUGAAUUCAUGUUUUCUACUAAUUUCAAUAAAAUGAAAUGAAAAAGAAAAUCCUAGUUGAAAUUA